This is a messenger RNA of Phytophthora infestans T30-4, 723 nucleotides long. RefSeq lists its product as uncharacterized. The transcript has a single exon. The coding region runs from base 1 to 723 and encodes 240 amino acids. Lineage: Eukaryota; Oomycota; Peronosporomycetes; Peronosporales; Peronosporaceae. The record is from RefSeq and is a predicted model, not a curated record.
AUGACGGAUUGGUACGUGGAGAACCUCCACCUACUCGCAGCAGUGCUUAUGUGCAGCCCGGUGGUAUUCGUAUUGGCCUUCAUAGUCACCAGUACUCGAGUACGACGGAAGUUCGUCGUUGGUGCAGCUGAGACUCGAAAGACAUCCGAUACCCCCGAAGUGGCUCUUAUCAAGGCUCAUACUCGAAUAGUUCGUCUUCUCUCGGUCGUCGGUAUCCUGCUUCAAGCUAUCCUGAUCGUCAGUAUCACUGGACUCUCGUCCAAUAACUCGACCUAUUCGCUUGCACUCAUGCGUCCGGUGAUCAACUUGUGUGUAUUCAUUCUCGGGUUCAUGACCAACACUCACGCUGCUUUCCGUCUCGCGUACAUGUUGCUACUGGGCCACAUCGUUGUGCUUGACACGAUCGCUGAGGUUUCGUUUGCCAUGGUCAUCAAUUGCAUACAGAUGGAGGGAAUGCAGUGUGGCGACAGCGCGCUAUCACUUACCUUAAGCACUCUCAAGUUCCUAAAACGCCGCGAGCUUGCUAGCCUCUUCCUGACUCCAUGGGUAAUGCUUGAGACGGCCUACCUCUGCGUGGCUAUUGGCUUUUGUUCAUCUCGGUACUCGGCCAGAAAGUUAUCACUCUCUCGCCCCACGUUCAACCUCCGUGCUGCGCUCCUCGCCAACUUCGUAGUCCAUCCGCAUCGAUCUGCAACUGUCAAACGCCCUCGGUUCGCCGCUUAA